Nanorana parkeri is the source of this 1419-nucleotide messenger RNA. RefSeq names its product dendrocyte expressed seven transmembrane protein (gene DCSTAMP). NCBI's taxonomy places the organism in Eukaryota, Metazoa, Chordata, Amphibia, Anura, Dicroglossidae. Gene Ontology annotation, cellular component: membrane. Bases 1 to 1419 code for a protein of 472 amino acids. The record is from RefSeq and is a predicted model, not a curated record. The transcript has 3 exons.
AUGAGCAAAAUGCUUUUCAGCUAUGCCAAGAUUUUUGUCUCAGGCAAAGAAAAUGGAUGGAGGAACAGAGUAAGUUUUUGUUUCCUUUGUCUCCUUCUUGGAAUAACGAUCAAUGUUUGUUUAAAUCUAGUUUUGGUCUUAUCUAAGGUGGAAAUUGGACUGGUUAACUUAGGCAUCACUUUUUCCCUCGGUAUUUUAAUAUUUUUUCUUGCCUGCAUUUUUAAGUCAGUGCGUUGCAUGAGCAUCUUGUUCCUCUUGGCGUGCGGCAUGAGAGAAGGUAGAAACGUACUCAUCACUGUUGGAACCAGCAUAGUAAUUUUUAAUAAUGUGAAAAAUAUCUUGGGGAACCUAAAAAUUGUGGCGGACAGCAUCAUCUGCAAUCUGGAAGCCAAGCGCGUUUCUCUAAAAGUCAUGCCCUUCGAUUUUUACUCCAAUUUGAUCUAUUCAAUAUAUAUCUAUGCAAAACAACAAUUUUUUAACCCAUUUGCAGAGGUUGUCUCCUUGUCUGAUGACUUUCAAUUUAAAAUAAGGAUUUCGGAUCACGAACUUAAAGCUUUGCUUAACGAAACAAAAGCGCACAUCCAAAGCGUGUCUUCAAACCUCUCUUCGGCCUUCGAUAUUCUAACAUCUGUCGGGCGUAUAGCUUUUCUCAUUGGAGGAAUAUCCAUCAUCUUGGUUGGAAUCUGGAUCUUUUUUACAAAAUUCCUAAGUCACAACAAAGCCAAUAACUCGUAUAUUACAAAGGAAUUUUUGCAGUAUGAUGCAAAACAGCCAAACGCAUUGCGUGUUCUGCCUCUUAGUAGGAAGGAGCAAAACAAGUACAUCCAAAUUCCCAGCCUAAGAACCUCAGAAAAACAAAAGCUGAACGGGGCUCUGUAUUUCCUUCCCGUCAUGACAAAUAUUUUAAUUUGGACUUUAAUUUCAUUUUUAGAUUUUAUGCUUUACUGGCUUAUUCUUACAGUGAACGAACAUCUGCAAAGUUUGGGCCCAGUUGUAGUUCCAAUAACUAUGACUUUUUCUCACCAUCUUGUGGACCUUGAUGUCUUGUUCAACUCGAGAAGGACUCAAACACAACACCCAAACAUCAUGAUAAUAAACCUGUUUGAACCACAGUGUGUCCCAAAGCCAGAGCUCUCCCUUAGUGCCUCAUGGAUCCCGCUGACCAUAUUAAUCAGUGUGCUAGUAUUCUUCGGUUCAAUCUCCACUUUCCUGGUACAAAUGAAACUAUUGGUGAUGGCUUCAUUCUACCCAUCUAAAGAGUUAGAGAGAGUCCAUUACCUUCAUCAGAAAAUACUGGCGGAAAGAUCACAGGCAACACUGGCCGGAAAAUUAAGUCGAAAACUCAGGAACAUUCUCUCACAGGAGCGGUACAUUGUUGUUGAGUUCAAGAAUAUUUUUCAUUACUACAUACUGGGGUAA